AUGAUGAGCGACAUAUACGCCGCUGCGUUCGCUACAGUUAUCUGGCUUGACGAGGAAUCGGGCGACGUCAAGAUGGCCUUUGGCUGGCUACGCAGCUUCGUCGAGUGGUGCCCGAAAACAACGGAGGAGUUCAUACAAACCUGCCCCAAUCCUCUCGAGGCCGGUGGAAAGGUGUUGGGAUUAUCUCUGCUGCGAGCUUCACUUCUCACGCGCAUAGAGGGUACGGAGAAGCAACUUCUGCCGUUUCUUAUCGUGAGGACGCUGGAAUUCAGAUGCGCUGAUCCCCGUGAUCACAUUUUCGCGAUGAUAGGUAUCGCAUCCGAUGCCGACCGCUUCGAUCUGAUCGACUACAGAAGCCCAAUGGAGAAGAUUUGUCGACAGUUCGCGUCUAUUUGCGUCGCCGAUAGCAUGAGUCUCAAGUUGCUUUGGUCUCUCGUUUGCUUUACUCCGUUAAAGUGUCGGAUACGUUCUUGGGUGCCAAAUAUUCAAAGCGUGGUGAGCAAUAGGGACGGGGGCACCUUGGUCACCCAGUUCUCUGUACAGCAGUACAAAGAUCAUAACGCAUCUGGGGACACGAUGCUGCAAACGGUGUUACACGAUGGCGGUGAUAUCCUAGGGAUACGGGGCUGCAUCAUCGACAGGGUUCGCUUUCUCGGAUCGGACAACAGAAGUCUCGGCGACGCUCGUAUUGUCGAAAAAUUAUUCAAUAGGGAUCUGCAACCCUUUCGGAAGAAUAUUCAGGCGAUGCAAAGGCGGAGAUGGGAAUGGCUUGAAGAAUGUUUGUCUAUUGCAAAGGCCUCGGGCGCGACUAACGUCGAGGGAGCUUUACAGAACGCAUUGCUGGGUGAUUCUUUCAUCAACAAUGAAGUUCCUCAGGGUUUGGCAGUGGUCAGGACAGAGUUUGCUGCUCAAAUGCAGCUUUACAAAGCUAUGGCCCACGAAAGCAACCAUAGUAGGUGGUUAUCCGCCGUGAUGACAAGCAUGGGCCUUGAAUCGAGCCAUCUCCUCGAGAGCAUGAUACUAGAAAAGCUGCACCGGCGGUUUGGCAGUACGCAGAGCGGAAGGCUAGGCUGGCUGACGCCGGUGGCUGAGGAGGGAGACUUCAUCUGUAUUUUCGACGGAAUGGAGCUUCCGUACGCCAUCCGGCCAUCUUCGGAAGGCCGAUACCUCCUUGUUGGUGAAUGCAUCAUCCUGGGAUUCAUGACGGGGGAUGCGAUAGGGUUGUCUGGUGCCGCUUCGGAGAUGAUACUUCUCGAAUAA
Molecule: messenger RNA, 1260 nt
Organism: Colletotrichum tamarilloi
Lineage: Eukaryota; Fungi; Ascomycota; Sordariomycetes; Glomerellales; Glomerellaceae
Exons: 2
Coding region: 1-1260 (419 amino acids)
Source: RefSeq, a predicted model, not a curated record